Carica papaya (papaya) is the source of this 1035-nucleotide messenger RNA. Its product is annotated as protein DMP3-like. NCBI's taxonomy places the organism in Eukaryota, Viridiplantae, Streptophyta, Magnoliopsida, Brassicales, Caricaceae. Gene Ontology annotation, biological process: endomembrane system organization. The record is from RefSeq and is a predicted model, not a curated record.
AGGCAAGUGAUCCAUCGCUAUAUAAUCUCACUUCUCACAAAUUAAAAUCCAAUUUUCAACCAUUGCCAAUAUCAGAUUUGUUUUCUCCAAGACUCCAAAUUUACAGGAAGAAAUGACGUCGCUCCGGCUGAGAACAACGGAACCGUCAACCAGUUUAAGUAGCUCAAGUAGCAGCGACAAGGAACCGGAGGGCCCGGAAACUCCCAAAUCUCCAACACCUCCGCCGUCUCUGACCCGGAGAGCCAUUUCCCAAACCCUGACCAGCACCGCAAACCUCGCCAAUCUCCUUCCCACGGGAACUCUCAUGGCUUUCCAGCUCCUCACCCCUACUUUCACCAACAACGGAUCCUGCGACUCCGUCACGCGAUCCAUGACUUUCCUCCUUCUCGCCCUCCUCGCUCUCUCCUGCUUCCUCGCCUCCUUCACGGACAGCGUAAAGUCAACGGUCGACGGACAGGUCUACUACGGAUUCGCCACCGCGAAUGGGCUUUGGCUGUUUGAUUAUCCGGAUGACCCGUCGGGUUCGGAUCUCCCGGACUUGAGGAAGUACCGAGUUCGGGUUAUUGACUGGGUGCACGGAGUUUUGUCGGUUAUUGUGUUUGGGGUAAUGGCGGUGAGAGAUAAGAAUGUGGUGAGUUGCUUUUACCCGACGACGGAGCAUGAAACGGAGGAGAUACUGAGUGUUGCUCCGAUUGGAGUUGGCCUGAUUUGCAGUCUAUUGUUUGUGGCUUUUCCGACGAGGAGACAUGGAAUUGGGUAUCCUAUUACUGGAACAGCUGGUAAAUAAUACCUAAUUUCUUCUCAAAACAAACCCUAGAAGGUCGAUGAAGAUGAAGUAAAGUUUGUAAUCGUAAACUGUUUGAUUUCAAAGGUCGAACAGCAAGAAGCCUGAAAUUUUUUUUUUGAAGGGCUGAAGUUCAUUUUGUUUCACAUUGUGAAAAAAUUAUAUUCCUUACGACUCUUUCCAAGUAGUGGAAACGUGCAUGGAAAUUUUAUUAUUAUGAACAAAUUUACAAGUCAAGUUCGUUGUAAAGA